This is a messenger RNA of Drosophila sulfurigaster albostrigata, 332 nucleotides long. Its product is annotated as cyclin-dependent kinase inhibitor 1C-like. NCBI's taxonomy places the organism in Eukaryota, Metazoa, Arthropoda, Insecta, Diptera, Drosophilidae. The coding region runs from base 1 to 285 and encodes 94 amino acids. The record is from RefSeq and is a predicted model, not a curated record. The transcript has 2 exons.
AUGGCAAAAAUGUAUGCUGCACCUGCUGCCGUUGUUGCUGCACCUGCUCCAUAUGUGACAGCAACCAGCAGCCAAGUGAUUGCCCGCAACUACAAUGGAAUUGCUGCUGCUCCAGUGAUUGCUCCAGUUGCUGCUCCAGUUGCUGCUCCAGUUGCUGCUCCAGUCAUUGCCAAGUACGCUGCUGCUCCAUUGGCUGCUCCCUUGGCUUACAGCACUCCUUUGGCUGCUCCUCUUGCCUACAGCGCUCCUUUGAGCUAUGCUGCUUCUGCACCACUUUUGAUUUAAAUUAAUAAACUGUGAUUCGUAAUCUAUAAACAAAAUAUAAGUUUAUC